AUGUCUUCGCUCGUGAGAUCCAGCGGUGUCGUCUCAGAGACGACGCCGCUAUAUCCAGUACCAACACCCACACACCAACGGCGACGGGCCCAGUGGUCUCCACGUGAAGACGUGGGACUACUGCGAACCGUUCUGGGCCAUGCUCGCUUGCUGUUGCCCGGAGCCGACCCCGCAGAACUCGCGCGCGCUCGUAAGCUGUUUUGGCAUCACGUGCGGGCUGCGCUGCAGGAAACGCAGCACGUGGCCAUGAAUCGUCGUCAAUGUCGAGAUCGAUUUCGAUUACUGUACCAGAGGUCCCAGACACGGGCGCAAUACCGUGAAUUUCUGCCGCCUGCGUCACGUGCGGAAGAGCUGGGUGACCAGUGCGUUCGAGUGUUUCGGUUCAACGAGCAUCGUGAGCUGGCGAUUGCAGAUUCCAAUGCCCUCACAGAACCGGCUCUCAAACCCGUGGUGUUUGAAUCCUCGCCAUUACAGCCUUAUUACGGGGGCUCAAAUCCAACUCCACCUUCAUCAGCGUCUUCGUGCACAGUGACAUCGUGCGACUUGCAGGCCGUUAGAACUGCCAUUGUAGGACUUCAGCACCAGCUCAGCCAGCUGACACAGGAGCUGGAUGCUCUGGCUCAGACGGUUGACCAGGUAGCCACGCAUUCGCUGGAGGAAUCGGCUCCGGAGCAUGCUGCUGACCACCAGUACGUGACAGGGCAUCCGGGUGAUAAUACCGGCUAUGCGGGGGUAACAAGCUGGCCGCCUAAUUUUUCAGCUUUUCAAAAUUACGAAGCCUCUCCCACCUACGACUCGCAAAUGUUUCGCCAUCCGCAAUAUGCGGAAAACUGA
Messenger RNA from Lachancea lanzarotensis, 834 nucleotides. Its product is annotated as LALA0S15e00540g1_1. Bases 1 to 834 code for a protein of 277 amino acids. The record is from RefSeq and is a predicted model, not a curated record. Lineage: Eukaryota; Fungi; Ascomycota; Saccharomycetes; Saccharomycetales; Saccharomycetaceae. The transcript has a single exon.